Messenger RNA from Amblyraja radiata (thorny skate), 1364 nucleotides. RefSeq lists its product as uncharacterized. NCBI's taxonomy places the organism in Eukaryota, Metazoa, Chordata, Chondrichthyes, Rajiformes, Rajidae. The transcript has 3 exons. Bases 245 to 1234 code for a protein of 329 amino acids. The record is from RefSeq and is a predicted model, not a curated record.
GCCCCCAUCGCUGUGAAACUGCAAUAGUUCCCUAACUUUACUCUUGGUUCCCUCUUAUAUUUUCGGUCGCUGUUUUUUCCGGCAAACUCCGCCCCUGGCUCCAGCUCCCUCUGCAAAAGAUCACUUCGACCACACUUCGCUCGACGGGAUCCUUGACCGUGUUGCGGCUUCCAGUCGCUGACCCAUCGCUCGCACUGUUGCCCGCUGGACAUCUGUAAUCAAGCCUCAGCUAAUCCAAAGCCCAAUGGAGGACCAUGAGAAGUACCAGCGGAACUUUGAAGAGGCAACACUGCCCCACUUCCUCAAAGGGAUCUCUAGCUUGUUGUCCUUGCUGGAAUUCGUGGUCAACGCGCCUUCGGGGGAACUCAGCGACUCCAUGUGUGAGGACAUCAAGGGCGAGGUUGAAGGUGCACACACGGGGACGCUGGCGGCAGAGGAGGCCGCCGGCACUGUCGUUGGCCUCGUCGACAAGGCUUGCGAAGAGCUGAUAUCACAAUGGGGCAGGUGGAGCAAGAGGCAGGAAGAGCUGCAAGCCGGCCUCGCAUCCACACGGGAGCAGCUGGAGGACCUGGCCGCUCGGCGGGAACAGGCUGAAGGUCAGGUCCAAAGUGCCGCCGUGUGGCUCAAGCAAGCAAAGCAGUCGCUGGCUGCAGCCAGGGCCAAACGGGGAGAGAAGCGGACGGGGAGAGACAUAGGAAUUGGUCUGUCCUUCGUUAUCCCAUGUAUUGGUAUCCCUAUGGCAGUUGCCUUUGAGAAAGAGCACGUGUACAGGAAGCUAGAAGUGGAGGAAGCCUGGGAGGAGGUUUGCCAAGUGACCGCCAGCAUCAAGAAGAACAAGGAGGAGAUGAAUCGAAUUGACAGGCGGGUGCCGGAGCUAGAGAAGGAAGCGGAGAAGGCCACCGAGACAUUGAGUGGGGUGAAGGAAGAGAUGUCGAAGAUCAGACAGCUGCAUAUCUCACUGGGCAGCAUGCAGUGUAAUCUCAAGAACUGUUUCCAGUACCUGUCCACCCUUCGUGGGUUGCUGAGGGUAAUGAAUGUUCAGAGCCAGAACCUGUACAGUCUGGACCAACUGGUGCCACUGAUAGUCGAGGCCUGUGAACAUGUUCAGCGGCAAGUGGCAGGCAACGAGUUCCUGCUGACGGCAACACAAGUCCACACAGUCCUGCACUCCAUAGCAGCCACACUACCCAGCCUGCAAGAAAGCAAGCAGGCACAAACUGAGGACCAAUUCUGAUGGAAGAUGCAUCACUUCUGGCUGUAACAUUAGAUUGUACAUUCUCUCACGACAGAUGCUACCUGACCUGCUGAGCAUUUCCAAGUUAUCUUUUUUUAGUUUGGUUUAGUUUAGAGAUACAGCGCGGAAA